AAACUUUUCACAAAAACGAGAGAGCGCUGAUACGGUAAUGUGAGUGGAGGGAUCCGAUCCCAAAAAUCAAAGCUUUCCCGCCAAAUUAUCUCCUGCGCGUCUCUUUCUCUACUCUUCUCCAUCGGAGACGAAAAGUUGCGUAAUGCGUAUCAUGGAUUUGGAACAGUAGAGCGAGUGAGUGUGUAUCUUCAAUCUGCAAUCUGCCAAGUGAAAUGGGAAUCCAUGGUCUAUUACCGCUUCUCAAAUCCAUAAUGCUUCCAAUUCACAUCAAAGACCUUCACGGCUGCUCUGUCGCCAUCGACACCUAUUCUUGGCUCCACAAGGGCGCCCUUUCUUGCAGCACUGACCUCUGCAAAGGAAUACCCACUUCUAGGCACAUUGAGUAUUGCAUGCAUAGAGUGAAUUUGCUUCGCCAUUAUGGUGUUAAACCUAUUCUUGUAUUUGAUGGGGGUUUUCUACCAAUGAAGCUUGAACAAGAGAACAAGCGUGCUAGGGUUAGAAAAGAUAAUUUUGAACGUGCAGUUGAACAUGAUUCGAAUGGAAAUUCUACAGCUGCAUAUGAGUGCUACCAGAAAGCUGUUGAUAUUUCGCCUGUGAUUGCGCGAGAACUAAUUCAGGUGUUGAAGCAGGAGAAUGUCCAAUAUAUUGUUGCUCCUUAUGAGGCAGAUGCCCAAAUGACAUUCUUGGCAAUUAGCAAACAGGUUGAUGCAGUUAUAACUGAAGACUCGGAUCUUAUACCAUUUGGUUGUCCAAGAAUUAUCUUUAAAAUGGACAAGUUUGGUCAAGGUGUCCAAUUUCAGUAUUCCACGCUUCAAAAGAAUAAGGAGCUUAGUUUUGAAGGGUUCAACAGACAAAUGCUUCUUGAAAUGUGUAUUUUGAGUGGCUGCGACUAUCUUCCGUCCUUGCCAGGUAUGGGUCUCAAAAAGGCUCAUGCAAGCAUUAAAAAGUUUAAAAGUUAUGACAAGGUUCUUAAGCACUUGAGAUACAGUGGUAUUUCUGUACCUCCCAUUUAUGAAGAGUCAUUCAGGAAGGCUAUACUUACUUUCCAACAUCAACGGGUUUAUGAUCCAACUAGUGAAAAUAUUGUCCAUUUGUCCGAUAUACCUGAGGAUAUUGGUGACGAGUUAGACUUUUUAGGCCCACCCUUGCCAAAAGAUAUAGCACAGGGAAUAGCAGAAGGGGAUCUUGAUCCAAUUACCAAAAUGCCAUUUGAGGGAGAUAAAUUUGUUGCCAGAUUAGAAAUUGCAGGAACUUCUCAAUUCAAAACACUUAAUUCUGAAAGGGUGAAGAAAAAGAUUGAUCUUCCCGUGCAGAAGAAUCUCUUGACCAAGUAUUUUUGUUUUGCAUCUCUUGAAGCAAAACGGGAAUUCAAAGCACCACGGACGUCACCUGCUACUGCUAACCAAAGUACACUGAUUUCCUCUUCUGUCAAAUCCCUGGAACAUCAGACUUUAGAAGCUGCUGCUAGCGAAACAAUGAACUCUGGUGCAUCCUCAGUUGACUCCGAGAAUUUAGGCAGCGGCUCUUCUCCUGAUUGCUAUAUUGAAAACAGUUUUUCCUCCAAAACUUCAGACCUUAUAGAAUCACCAUAUCAUGUAUCUAUGGCAGGAGAGAAGAAGGGAAGUCCUGAUCAUACAAUAUUGAGACAGCCUAGGCAGCCAAUUCAUAAACCUUGUUUGGGGUUGCAUAAGGAGCACGAGCUCAUGAAUGUCCAAGACAAAGUUGAAAGAAAAACCAAGGAGGUAAAAAGAAAGGUAGUUGUAAGGAGUCCUUACUUUCAGCAGAAGCAAGUAGAAAAGAAUGCUUGUGAUGAGAAACAAGAGCAGCUGUCCUCUGGCAUCUUCGUCGAUGAGAGAAAAAAUGGCAUAUCUGGAGGUGAUUUAUGUAGCAGCCAUUUGAAGAACAAAGACUUGAAAAGGAAGGCCUCCCCGAAUGACAAUACUCAAAAUGAAAAUUUGCAGGCCAGGCAAAUGCAUCCUACUUCAUCUACUUAUGAUAAUGGUUGCUCUGAUCACAAUGUUGACGUGCCAUUCAAAGAGGAUUGUGCUGAAGAAGAAAAUUUUGGGACAAACAUUUCCCAUUUAGGCCAUUAUUCAGAAAUAGCCGAGAAGUCUUUGGAAAGAUUUGCCUCUGUAAUAUCAGCUUUUAAAUAUACACCCGGCUCUCGUGUCAGUGGUCUACGCGCUCCGCUGAAAGAUGUUCGCAACACUCGUAACAACAAUAGACCAACAGCUGCAGAGUUCAACAAAUAUGCAUACGUGCCAAAACUAUCAAAGACUAGAAGAGUAGCUCCUGAUAUUUGUAAAACUCGUAAUACUAGGCCAGCAGCUGCGGAUUUGAGCCAAUUUGCUUAUGUGCCAAAACAGAGACUUGAAGAAUAGCUUCUGGAAAUUGGUUCAAGUUGUUUACGAAGAACUUUCCAGGUUUGAUUCGGGUUUAUGUCACAUUCACUGGACACCAUUCUUCCAUAGCCAGGACCCGUAUUGAGUUAAUUCUUGGGAGGUUUAAAUUGCAUUCUUAAUUCGACCACUAAUUUACUUGGGAUUUGGGAAUUAGUUGCAUUGAUGUAUCCUUCAUAUUAUACCACACUCACAGGGAAUAGUUGGUUGAAUUGCAUUGUUCAACAGUGGAAGCUUUGGUUAGGCGUCUGUCUUCAGUACUUGUUGUAUAUCACAAACAAUUGUAUGUCACCAAGCUUGAUAUUUUUCAUUUAUUGAUACUAAUUGAAAAAUAGAAAUAAUAAUUUUGUCUCUGUUUCAUAAGCUUUCAA
Lathyrus oleraceus (garden pea) is the source of this 2770-nucleotide messenger RNA. RefSeq names its product exonuclease 1. The transcript has 15 exons. The record is from RefSeq and is a predicted model, not a curated record. NCBI's taxonomy places the organism in Eukaryota, Viridiplantae, Streptophyta, Magnoliopsida, Fabales, Fabaceae. Gene Ontology annotation, molecular function: metal ion binding; 5'-flap endonuclease activity; 5'-3' DNA exonuclease activity. The coding region runs from base 213 to 2381 and encodes 722 amino acids.